CUUAAUUUAAGAACUGGAAAUAGACAGGGCUGACUCAUUCCACAGACACAUAUCUCUUCCUUUCAUUCCCUCUUUGCUGGUGGAUAUCCAUAGAACGGUUUGUAGCGAGUGAACAAAGCAUAAAGAGACUAUAGCAUGCCGAAAAUGCGAGAAGUAAUUUCUGUCCAUGUCGGCCAGGCCGGGGUACAGAUGGGCAAUGCAUGCUGGGAGUUGUAUUGCCUAGAGCAUGGGAUCCAGCCUGAUGGUCAAAUGCCGAGCGAUACAUCCAUAGGCUCAUGUGAAGAUUCUUUUAACACAUUCUUUAGUGAGACCGGUGCUGGAAAGCACGUACCACGAGCUGUGUUUGUUGAUCUCGAACCGAGUGUCGUAGAUGAGAUCCGUACCGGUACAUACCGUCAACUCUUCCAUCCUGAGCAGCUGAUCACCGGCAAAGAAGAUGCCGCCAACAACUACGCCAGAGGCCACUACACAGUCGGAAAGGAACAUGUGGACUCGGUGAUGGACAGAAUAAGAAAGCUGCGUGAAUGCAUCUCUCUUCAUGUCGGACAAGCUGGUGUCCAGAUGGGCAAUGCCUGUUGGGAGUUGUACUGCUUGGAGCACGGUAUUCAGCCUGACGGACAGAUGCCAAGUGACAAGACCAUCGGGGGUGGCGACGAUUCAUUCAACACAUUCUUCAGCGAGACUGGUGCUGGCAAGCACGUCCCUCGUGCUGUGUUCGUCGAUCUUGAGCCAACCGUGAUCGACGAGGUCCGUACUGGUACCUAUCGUCAGCUUUUCCAUCCAGAGCAGCUGAUCACCGGCAAAGAAGAUGCCGCCAACAACUACGCCAGAGGACACUACACAGUCGGAAAAGAAAUCAUAGAUCUAGCAUUGGACAGAAUCCGCAAAUUGGCGGACCUCUGCACUGGCCUCCAGGGCUUCCUGAUCUUCCACAGCUUUGGUGGUGGUACUGGAUCUGGUUUCACAUCACUUUUAAUGGAGCGACUGUCAGUGGAUUAUGGAAAGAAAUCCAAGCUGGAGUUCGCCAUCUACCCAGCACCACAAGUUGCCACCGCUGUUGUCGAGCCAUACAAUUCUAUUCUAACCACUCACACAACACUCGAGCACUCAGACUGUGCUUUUAUGGUCGACAACGAAGCUAUCUACGACAUCUGUCGAAGAAACCUUGACAUCGAAAGACCAACAUACACCAACCUGAAUCGUCUAAUUGGCCAAAUUGUGUCUUCCAUCACCGCGUCUCUUCGAUUCGAUGGUGCAUUGAACGUAGAUUUGACUGAGUUCCAGACCAAUUUGGUACCCUACCCACGUAUCCACUUUCCUCUCGCCACAUAUGCUCCCGUAAUCUCAGCCGAGAAGGCUUAUCAUGAGCAGCUUACUGUUUCAGAAAUCACUAACUCUUGCUUUGAGCCAGCCAACCAGAUGGUGAAGUGUGAUCCACGUCAUGGUAAAUACAUGUCUUGCUGCCUGUUGUAUCGUGGUGACGUUGUGCCAAAGGAUGUCAACGCAUCUAUUGCUACCAUCAAAACCAAGAGAACAAUCCAGUUUGUCGACUGGUGUCCAACUGGUUUCAAAAUCGGAAUCAACUACCAACCUCCAACCGUGGUACCAGGAGGUGAUUUAGCCAAGGUACAGCGUGCCGUGUGUAUGUUGAGCAACACCACAGCCAUCGCCGAGGCAUGGGCUCGUCUUGAUCACAAAUUCGAUUUGAUGUACGCUAAGCGUGCUUUCGUACAUUGGUACGUGGGUGAAGGUAUGGAAGAAGGAGAGUUCUCAGAGGCUCGAGAAGAUUUAGCAGCCCUGGAAAAGGACUACGAAGAGGUCGGCGUUGAUUCUCUUGAUGGAGAAGAUGAAGAGGAAGAAGGCGAAGAAUAUUAAGCAACCACAGACUCCUCCUGCAAUGCAAAACCACAUUUUAUGAACAAUAAUUAAAACUAAUAUGAAAUAAGCUUAUACGUUCUUAUUGGAGAAAAAUAUAAAUGCAUUUGUAAAAUCCACCCACCUGCACAUACUAGUUAUACAGUGUAUUCCUUGCAUAUUUAGAAUAAAAGCAUUUGAGCUAUAUUUGUUGGA
Molecule: messenger RNA, 2070 nt
Organism: Anneissia japonica
Lineage: Eukaryota; Metazoa; Echinodermata; Crinoidea; Comatulida; Comatulidae
Product: tubulin alpha-3 chain-like
Exons: 5
Coding region: 136-1875 (579 amino acids)
Biological process (GO): mitotic cell cycle; microtubule cytoskeleton organization
Cellular component (GO): microtubule; cytoplasm
Molecular function (GO): structural constituent of cytoskeleton; GTP binding
Source: RefSeq, a predicted model, not a curated record